Molecule: messenger RNA, 2038 nt
Organism: Diceros bicornis minor
Lineage: Eukaryota; Metazoa; Chordata; Mammalia; Perissodactyla; Rhinocerotidae
Gene: ANGPT2
Product: angiopoietin 2
Exons: 9
Coding region: 64-1551 (495 amino acids)
Biological process (GO): Tie signaling pathway; angiogenesis
Molecular function (GO): receptor tyrosine kinase binding
Source: RefSeq, a predicted model, not a curated record
CUCGGGAGUCUAUGUGCCUUGAAGUUUGCUAAGCUGGUGGCUUGUUACCAAAAGAAAGAAAGAAUGUGGCAGAUUGUUUUCUUUACUUUGAGCUGUGAUCUUGUCUUAGCCGCAGCCUAUAACAACUUUCGGAAAAGCAUGGACAGCAUAGGGAAGAGACAGUAUCAGGUUCAGCACGGUUCUUGCAGCUACACUUUCCUCCUGCCGGAGACAGACAACUGCCGCUCUCCUUCCAGCUCCUACGUGCCGAACGCUGUGCAGAGGGACGCACCACUAGACUAUGACGACUCUGUGCAGAGACUACAAGUGCUGGAGAACAUCAUGGAAAACAACACUCAGUGGCUAAUGAAGCUUGAGAAUUAUAUCCAGGACAACAUGAAGAAAGAAAUGGUAGAGAUGCAACAGAAUGCAGUACAGAACCAGACGGCUGUGAUGAUAGAAAUAGGAACGAACCUACUAAAUCAAACCGCAGAGCAAACACGGAAGUUAACUGAUGUUGAAGCCCAAGUAUUAAAUCAGACGACAAGGCUCGAACUUCAGCUUCUGGAACAUUCCCUUUCUACAAACAAAUUGGAAAAACAGAUUUUGGAUCAGACCAGUGAAAUAAACAAAUUGCAAGAUAAGAACAGUUUCUUGGAAAAGAAAGUACUAGAUAUGGAAGACAAGCACAUAGUUCAACUUCAGUCAAUAAAAGAAGAGAAAGAUCAGCUCCAGGUGUUAGUAUCCAAGCAAAAUUCCAUCAUUGAAGAACUAGAAAAACAAUUAGUGACGGCCACGGUGAAUAAUUCAGUUCUCCAAAAGCAGCAGCAUGAUCUGAUGGAGACAGUUCAUAAUUUAUUGACUAUGAUAUCGACAUCAAACUCUAAGAACUCCUUUGCUGCUAAGGAAGAACGGAUCAUCUUCAGAGACUGUGCGGAAGCAUUCAAAUCAGGACUAACGACCAACGGCAUCUACAAGCUAACAUUCCCUAACUCCACGGAGGAGAUAAAGGCUUACUGCGACAUGGAAACCGGUGGAGGCGGGUGGACAAUUAUUCAGCGACGUGAAGAUGGCAGUGUUGAUUUUCAGAGGACGUGGAAGGAAUAUAAAGUGGGAUUUGGGAACCCUUCAGGCGAAUACUGGCUGGGAAAUGAGUUUGUUUCACAAGUGACUAAUCAGCAACGCUACGUGCUUAAAAUACACCUUAAAGACUGGGAAGGGAAUGAGGCUUACUCACUGUAUGAACACUUCUAUCUCUCAAGUGAAGAAUUCAAUUACAGGAUUCACCUUAAAGGACUUACAGGGACAGCCGGCAAAAUAAGCAGCAUAAGCCAACCAGGAAAUGAUUUUAGCACAAAGGAUGCAGACAACGACAAAUGUAUUUGCAAAUGCUCACAAAUGCUCACAGGAGGCUGGUGGUUUGAUGCAUGUGGUCCUUCCAACUUGAACGGAAUGUACUACCCACAGAGGCAGAACACAAAUAAAUUCAACGGGAUUAAGUGGUACUAUUGGAAGGGGUCGGGCUACUCGCUCAAGGCCACCACCAUGAUGAUCCGACCAGCAGAUUUUUAAAUGCCGCACACACCUAAAGAAGGGUGUAUUGUACUGUUUUCAAAGACGUAACCCCAAAGCUCUAAAAGACACAGCUGCAUACUGUCUCCUCUUCCACCUCAGACAGAGGCAUGCUCUCGGGUGCAGAAGGGGUCCAUGUGCUCCAGGUUAGAGCCUGUAAACUUCAUCACUUAAACCUGCACCACUGUACGAACCAAAGCUCAACCCAGAACAAGCAACAACCUGGUAUUGUGACCUGGUAGAAGGCCUGGGCAAAGAUAAAUCCAAGCUUGCGAAUAAGACUGACAAUUUACAGACUCUUGUCAAAACAAAGAAUGUUAUGUGCGAGCUCAUCAGUAAAUAACUGGAAAACAGAACACUUAUGCUAUAUAGUAGAGAUAAUCUUGGAACUGCAUUCUUCUAAGCACUGUUUAUAGAUUGUGUAAAUAUCCAUAUGUCCUGAAUUCAGCAUCACUAUCAUAAUUAAAAGGAAGAAAAAAACUCUCUA